UGAAUUGAAUAAAUUGCCAAAUUUUUCGUUUUUAUUUGCUUUUCAUUGCAACAAAUGGUGCAAAAAAGUUGGUCUUAGUUCACUUGUUUUUAUAGUGUUUAAAUUAGAAUACAUUGCAUAAAUUCCGCAAUUAUUUGUAUUCAACAAACAGUGCAAGUUACCAGGAGUUAGAAUUGUAUAAUUCCAUAUUUUGUUUGAGGGCUGUGACUGUGACCGAUAGAAAAAAAAACUAAAUAUGGGAGUACCAAAAUUUUUCCGCUACAUCAGCGAACGUUACCCUUGCCUGAGUGAGUUAGCAAGAGAACAAAGUAUUGCGGAUUUUGACAAUCUUUAUCUAGACAUGAACGGAAUAAUACAUACAUGUUCACAUCCUGAUGACAGCAACUUUCACUUUACUAUCACAGAGGAAAACAUGUUUAAAGACAUUUUUAAUUACAUCGAUAAGUUAUUCUUUCUAAUUAAGCCACAAAAGCUAUUUUUUAUGGCCGUUGACGGCGUAGCCCCUCGCGCUAAAAUGAAUCAACAGCGCAGUCGGCGUUUUCGCUCUGCCAAAGAUGCUGAGAUAUUAGAAGCAAAAGCCAAAAGUCGCGGUGAAGUACGUGAAACUGAACGCUUUGAUAGCAACUGCAUCACACCUGGCACCGAAUUUAUGGUGCGUCUGCAAGAGGCACUGCGCUAUUUUAUUAAGAGUAAAAUCAGUUCAGAUCCAUUAUGGCAAAAGUGCCGUGUUAUACUGAGUGGACAUGAUGCACCAGGCGAGGGGGAACAUAAAAUAAUGGAUUACAUUAGAUACCUCAAAUCACAAAAAGACUAUGAUCCAAAUACACGCCACUGCCUCUAUGGAUUGGAUGCAGAUUUAAUUAUUUUGGGACAAUGUACGCAUGAGCCCCAUUUCGUAGUAUUGCGCGAAGAAGUAAAAUUCGGACGUAAGACAAAGCAAGCUUCUGUUGAGGAGACGCGCUUUUUCCUACUACAUUUAGGAUUGUUGCGUGAAUAUCUAGAACUCGAAUUUGACGAAUUGAAGAAAAAUUAUGACAAUUUUAACAUAUCAAAUCUUAUCGAUGACUGGGUACUGAUGGGGUUCCUUGUGGGCAAUGAUUUUAUACCGCAUUUGCCGUGUAUGCAUAUCUCUUCAAAUGCAUUGCCUUUAUUAUAUAAGACCUACAUCAAAGUUUACCCAACGCUUGGAGGUAACAUUAAUGUGAAUGGAAAACUAAAUUUAGAGCGUUUGGAGAAAUAUUUCGCCGAACUUUCGAAUGUCGAAUACGAAAUAUUUCAGGAAAAUCACGCAGAUUUGAAAUAUUUCGAAGCCAAACAAACAAAGAAUGGCAUUGAUGAAGCAUUCGAUUUUGAUAUAAAUGAGAUAACAUUGGAGAAUCAAGACGCUGAUCUCGCUGAUCUAAUUGCGAGCAGCAGACAGUUCUUAGAAGAUGACGAUGAAGAUUUGUCCGAUGAAGAACAACACUUGGCGGAUGAGUUUGAGACUUAUAAACGCAAUUAUUAUAUGAAUAAAUUAAAUCAAAACGAUAUGAAUUGUGAAUCAAAGCGUGAGCAAGCUAUUUGUUACAUAACCGCACUACAAUGGAUUUUGGACUACUACUACAGAGGUGUGCAAUCAUGGGAUUGGUAUUAUCCCCAUCAUUACGCACCAUUUAUCAGUGACCUGAAAAACUUUAAAGACUAUAAAAUUAAGUUUAAUUUGGGUGAACCGUUCCUGCCAUUCGAACAGCUCUUAGCUGUGCUACCAGCCGCUAGCAAAGACUUGUUGCCGGCGGCAUAUCGUGAACUAAUGACCAGCACCUCCAGCGAAUUGCUCGAAUUUUAUCCAAAAGACUUCGAAACCGAUUUAAAUGGCAAGAAACACGAAUGGGAAGCGGUCGUCCUAAUACCAUUCAUUGAUGAGAAACGUUUGCUGGAUGCAAUGAAAGCUUGCGAAAAGAAUCUCACACCAGCCGAAGUGAAACGAAAUCGUCAUGGUCCAAUGCAUCAGUACGACUACCAUCCAGAAUCGCAAGGUAGCGCACCCGGUAUAUUCUCGUUGAGACCGUUAUAUAGUGUGUUCUGCACCGAACAGCAGAUUUGGUCGAGAGAAAUCGCUGUGCCGUCCGACAAAACUGUAUGUGUCGAGCUGCCAAAUGCCGCGCGCACAGUCUUCUUUCCUGGCUUCCCGACCAUGAAGCAUCUGAAAUACGACUUCGAGUUGAAGUUUGCACGCGUGCGCGUUUUCGAACAAUCAAGUCGAAGCGAAAAUCUAAUACUGAAGCCUCAUAUGCGCAAAGGAUUGGAUGAUAUUUACACUGUUGCUGAAAAGUAUUUGAAUCAAGUCGUUUACACUGGCUGGCCGCACUUGAUAAAAUCAAAAGUAGUCGGCAUAUCCAACAGGGAAAAGUACAUUGAUGCCGAAGGCAUAAAAGACAUGGAACCAAGGUUAUUUCAAAUCCACAUGAAGACAGCACAGGAGCACCUCAGCACACGCAUGGGCAUUGAAUUGGACGACUUUUCGGUGUUGGUGCAUGUGCGCGUACACAUAGGCACCACUUGCGUUUGCGGCAAUCAAGGCAAGAUCAUUGUGAACGAUGCCUGGGGCUAUUCGGUUACCGCCUAUCCGGCGCAGACUGUUGUUGCUGAGAUUGCUGUGCAAAAAAGCGGGGUGACGCAGCCCAAAAAGGUGGAGAACUUCUUUCCUACCGACAGCACAGUGUUCUUCUUAGGCAGUCCUUACUUUGGCAGCGAAGGCACCGUAUUAAAUCCCAUGCUCGUCUACGAAUGUGGUCGUUUAAAAGUAAAUAUAACGGUGCUUCCGGAGCCUGAUUUCACCGCCGCACGGUUAUUGCAACACAAACUGGAGCGUGACUACGUACAUUCCUUCCAAGUCGCCGCCACAGUUAGUAUACAAAUGCGGUGUCUUGGCCGCGUCACUGGCACGGUUUUGGUGGUGGCGGGCGCGCGUCGUAAGGAAUUGCCGGAGAAUGUCUCAAAAGUCAAUAUUGGCUUGCAGCUUAAAUUUCCCAAGCAGCAAGAAGAGCGCGCUGGCUAUUGCCGCCGCAUAAACAAUCAGUGGUACUACUCAUCCAAAGCUAUGUCGCUGAUACAAGAGUAUUAUUUAAAAUAUCCCAUGGUUUUUGAUUUCUUAAGUCGCUCCUCGGAUCGCAAUGAAUUCUGUUUCGAAGAAGAUCUCUUCCCCAAAGAAGUUGGUGAGCGUAAAUUAGAUGAGAUUAUCACGUGGCUAAAGAGCCAAGAUCAUGUUAAGGCGGAUAGACGUUUAUGUGGCUCACAAACAAUGGAGAAGGAAGCCGUUGAGAGCGUGCUGGACGCCAUCGAACAAUUAAAGACUUUACCCGUGAAGACUGUAAAGCUGCAAGUGAAACCCCACCUGCUGCUCAAACCUGACGUAACGCUGGCAAAUAUUUACAAGCCCAAGCGACCUGUGAAAUUAUUCGAUCGUGUGGUGGUGGUGAAAACCACUUACAUGGUGCCGCUAGGUGCGAAGGGUACCGUUAUUGGCGUGUAUCCGAUAACCGAUCCGAACCCAGUGCGCAUGGAAUGUGUGAAGUCCGUAGACAUAUUCUAUGAAAUACUCUUCGAUAAGCAUCUGCCGAGUGGCAACGAUGUGUACGGUAUUGCCGAGGAACGCGUUUAUAGGGUUUCGGAGUCGGCGUUGUUGCUUAUUUCCGCACAGGAUAAUAAACAAAACGAAAUGCAGGACACGAAGCCGAAUCAAUUACCUAACGAAGACAGGACUGUGCAGAGCAAUCACAAUGGCUUUGCACAAGCACAGAAACAACAACAACAGCAGCUGCUGACGCCACAGCAGUCGAGCGAACUAAGUGAACCGAGCGGCUCCAACGAGCCCAGCAGCAGUAAUAAUGCGAAAAUUAGCAUACUGCAACAAAGAGCAGAGCCGCCGAAGGCAUUGUUGCCCGCGCAAAGCACAUAUAAAAGUGCCGGUGGUGGCGGUGCAAUUGACGCCGAUGACUUCUGGAUGCCAGCGGCAGAAACCAAAGUGAAACACACGGUGGCGAAAGAAUUAGCGCUGGCCAAUGCGGAGCAAAAUAAUGUUAAAAUCCAAAGCAAAGUGAUUGAUUCGACGACAAAAGGCGAAUAUGCAACGCCGAAUGAAGCGGCGAAAUCGGAGAAUCCACAAGAGCAGCUAAUGCAAAAGUUACUACUCGGCAACCGAACAGCCGCCCCGAAAACGGCGAGUGUAAGCGAUGCGAGCGAUUGCCAAGCGGGCACGCAAGCGUUGAAGAGCAUACUCGGCGUCGGUUUGAACCCAGCCACUGUGCAGCCGCAAACGAGCCAAAAGGACAAGAGAGACGGCUCACAACCGUUGAAGAAACAGUUACCUCAACCGCCGGCUGGUUGGCGCAGCGAUGCGCAGCAAGCCCAACAACUGCCACUAAAUAGGCGGCCACAUUAUCAAGCGCCCAACCGGCCGCUGCAGCCCAUUUUCCCACUACAACAGCAACAACAACCUCCACAAUUGGCGCCACAGCCGAAUACGUUGCUACACUACGGCGGCGCCACCAAUAGGCUGCCCGGCCAGCCGAUGCCACCGCCACCUCCAACACACUACAACAACAUGGGCGGCUACUAUCCACCAAAGAUGCUUUUUCCGGCAGCAUACCCAAUGCAGCAGCACACGCCACACCCACCGCUGCCCUUUCAGAUGAUCCAUCCGAUUAAUGAAAAGUCUCAACCUAAUGCCACAUUGGAGAACAUGGGUCAUCCGCCUAGCGCUUUCAUACCGCUGCAGGUGCUGCGUGGCAACGCCCAUCAGCAGGCACAAGCGCACGUCCCGGCAUCACCGCAACAGCCUACGCCGCACCAGGAGCGUCAGCGCACCGUGAGUGCCGUCAAAGGCGCACCCAUAAACACGAAGAAAGCCAACGUGCAGGCGCUGCAGCAAACCUUGACCAAAUUGCAAAUCAAGUCGGAAGCAUCGAACACACAGAAUCUGCCACAAAAUGUACAACAGCUGCCGGAGCAAGCCAGCACAAAAGCAACAAAUGAAACUAAGAAUGAUGGCUGCAGCGCUCAACCAGAGCAGCCGAGAAGAAAACGUUCGCCGCGCGUCCCAAAGAUCGGCGCACGUUUUGACAACGCUCAGUGAGCUAUUUUCUUUGUGUGAAACUAUGGAGGCAGCUAUUGUUGUGCAAAUGGCUGUCGAACACAUCCAUACCUUUUUAUAAAAAAAGUAUAAAAAAUAUAAAAAAAAAAUUAAAGUUUCGAAAAUGGCAAAAAAACGACAAACUAUAUGCAGCGCGUUUUUAAAGCCUUGCAAAUUUCGCCAAAUUAUUUUACUUUUAAUGCUAGAGCUAAAUUUUGCGUAUUUCAUGUCGUUUGACCAUUCAGUUUGUUUUUCCCAACGAGCUUCACAUGUAAAUUAUUAGACAUCUGCAUAUACAUACAUACAUAUGUAGGCUUAAAUAUAUAUCUUAUUGUAUAGCUGCAUAUUGAUUUUAUCUCGAUGAUAAAUCGCGUCACAUAAUUAUAUUAAACUAAAUCUAGCGCUAUUUAAGAAAAAAAAU
This is a messenger RNA of Bactrocera latifrons, 5531 nucleotides long. It is a transcript of the gene pcm, whose product is annotated as 5'-3' exoribonuclease 1. The record is from RefSeq and is a predicted model, not a curated record. The transcript is spliced from 19 exons. Gene Ontology annotation, biological process: nuclear-transcribed mRNA catabolic process; rRNA catabolic process. Gene Ontology annotation, cellular component: nucleus. Lineage: Eukaryota; Metazoa; Arthropoda; Insecta; Diptera; Tephritidae. Gene Ontology annotation, molecular function: 5'-3' RNA exonuclease activity; RNA binding. The coding region runs from base 236 to 5113 and encodes 1625 amino acids.